This is a messenger RNA of Leptidea sinapis, 4191 nucleotides long. RefSeq names its product protein pangolin, isoforms A/H/I/S (gene pan). Gene Ontology annotation, molecular function: RNA polymerase II cis-regulatory region sequence-specific DNA binding; DNA-binding transcription factor activity, RNA polymerase II-specific. The coding region runs from base 436 to 2016 and encodes 526 amino acids. Gene Ontology annotation, biological process: canonical Wnt signaling pathway; regulation of transcription by RNA polymerase II. The record is from RefSeq and is a predicted model, not a curated record. Lineage: Eukaryota; Metazoa; Arthropoda; Insecta; Lepidoptera; Pieridae. The transcript is spliced from 12 exons. Gene Ontology annotation, cellular component: beta-catenin-TCF complex.
AUCUUGUGUGAGUGUCAGUUGGUUCUCGCGCGCGACGCGGCAUUGUUGUUUGCAGUUGACGCGCGGAGCCUGCCGGAUUGGUUCGUUGGUUGCACGUAAAAUCAAAACUGCCGGCGAUAAACAAAAUAAUGAGUGGGCAAUACGUGCAUCGCGAGUGCAAGGAGUGUGUGAUAACAAGAAUGUAACGUGUUGUGUUAAACGGUGUGCGUUUUUGGACGUGUUUUUUGGUUUUCAACGCCAUGACCAUCGUGUUUAGAUACAAACCUUCGUCAACGCAAACGGACGUGACAAGCCAAUCGACCUGACAACAGUGUUACCGUGACCUCAACAGACCAUAAGUGACAAUUGUUUGGAACCAAUCUCGGAAGAUUGGAUGUGCCAUGGAUGACAGAUAGUUAAGGAUGGGAUAAUGGGAGUUGGGUGUGGUGCUUGAAAAUGCCGCAUGCGCACUCUAACUCCGCGGCGAGCUCCGGAGGCGAUGACCUCGGCUCCACUGAUGAGGUCAAGGUGUUCAAGGACGAGGGGGACGGGGAAGACGAGAAGAGGAGCUCCGAGAACCUGCUCGAGGAGAAAUCUAGUCUCAUUGAUUGGACUGAGAGUGAGGAAAAAUCCGGUGAACCCUACUCGGGUAAACUAUCGGUGAAAUCAGAUCUCAGUCCAGUUUUUGGUAAAUUUGAGCAUCACCCCGCUGCAGGUUUCAACAUGGGCUACCUCAUGGCUCCUUACCCCUACCCCAAUGGAGGGGCUCAUCCCCUGCCCGUCUCUAUGGCGAGCAAAAUGGGCCUCCCAGCCGGCGGAGGACUUUCGCUCUUCUGUCCCGGUGGAGACCUGGGUCAACCUCCACCAGCUCACAUGGGCAUCCCCCCACCAUACCAACUAGAUUCUAAAUUAGCGGCGGGAUUGGCGCGGACGCCGAUAUACCCAUUCCCUGGAGGUACAUACCCUUACCCCAUGCUGAGUCCGGAAAUGUCACAAGUGGCGGCUUCUUGCUAUAACGAUGUGAUAUAUUGCAGGCAUACUCCGAGCAUGUACCCCAUAUCCUCGGCAGCCAGUGGGUUCCGCAGUCCGUACCCCACCUCGCUGCCCAUUAGCACUUCUAGUCUAUCAAGUGAAUUAUAUCGGUUCUCGCCGACGUUGGGCGCAGGCCUGGGGCUCGGGCUGGGUCCCGCGCUGGUGCCGCCCCCUUCCAAGACUGACAUCUUCACACAUCAUUCAAGAUCGCAAGAGAAAAGCAGUGGUUCCAGCGACAAGCCAUCAGACGGUACAGCCAGCACAAACAACAAGGAUCAAAAUAAGAAGCCUCACAUAAAGAAACCACUGAACGCUUUCAUGCUCUAUAUGAAGGAGAUGAGGGCUAAGGUGGUAGCGGAGUGCACGCUCAAGGAGUCCGCGGCGAUCAACCAGAUACUGGGACGACGGUGGCACUCGUUGAGUCGCGAGGAGCAGGCAAAAUACUAUGAGAAAGCAAGACAGGAGAGACAGCUCCAUAUGCAGCUAUAUCCGGGUUGGAGCGCCAGGGACAACUACGGUUACGGGUCCAAAAAGAAAAAACGGAAAAAGGACCGCGGUCCUGCAGAGCUGGGAGGAAAUAAUUUGAAGAAAUGUCGAGCGAGAUAUGGUCUCGAUCAACAAAAUCAGUGGUGUAAACCGUGCAGGCGGAAGAAAAAAUGCGUGCGCUACAUGGAAGCUCUGGCAGCCGCCUCCGGGACGGUUCAUCUUCAAAUGGCAACCCCUCAGUCACCAUGUUCUGAGGAUGAAGUCAAGUUGGAGGAACUGUCGGACGCAUCGAGUGAUGAAGCAGACACUCCUCUGAAUUCGGCUUCGAGUCCUGGAGGGCUCAGCGCUCUGUCGUCGCUGGCGUCGCCGGCGUCCGACCCGCCGCCUCCCGCGAGGAACCCCGUCGGGACCAACCCGCGCGACGCCAAUAACCCGCUCUCGGUGAAUCAAUUGACGUCUCAGUCGUGGCCACGAGCGGCGCAAGCGAGGCCGGGCCACGAAGUGAUAUCGGUGUCAUAGUGACUAUGGACUGUGCCGGUACAAAUAUAACACAACGUGGGAAAAGGACCUUAUUACAGUUACGGCCGACUGACACUAUCCUGUAUACUCUGAGAUAAUUCUGAUCUGCGACCGUCUCAACUAAAAUAUAUUUGAUACCGGAUCGGAAUUAUAACAAAGGAUACAAAGGUGCCAAUUUGACUUGUUGUGUUGUUUAGUGCCAUCUGUCGGUCGGGCCGCAAACGACGUCGUGGUUGUGAUAUACGGUACCAAGAUGCUUGUCGUACAUCGGUUAUAAUCGGGUGCUAAUCUAAACGGGUUCUGAAUUGAUUUUAUGGAAUACCGACAUGUUUGAACUUUCCUUUUCACUUUAAAAUAAUUUUGUAAUAGUUUAGUCGUAGAUCUGUGGCCUAAUACAAACCAUACAAUGUGUCUGGUAUUUCUUAGAAUCAAACCGUUCUGUAAGCGAAUGUGAACAUGUUUAUAUCUUAUCUUAUAUUUGAAGUUCGCAUGUAAAUUUUAACACAAUAUUAUAACCCCGAAACAGUCAUUACAACUGAUCUCAGGUUUAAGCACUUCUAUUCUCUUCCAAAUUUUUGAAGUCUUACAAUCGUACGGCCGAUUAGGUCUUUCUUGACAAAGGCGUUGAAACGUUGAACAAUUUUAGUUGAACUGUGAGUAUGGUUUGUUUUACUUCGAGAUUGUUACGCACAACUUCAUUCAAAGCUGUUCAUAGAAAAUGUGUUUUGUUUUAUUUUUAAUUUUGUUAAAAUGACUUUAUGGUAAUAUUUUAUUAUUCUUUAGAAAUGUUGUUCUUAGUUUAUAUGUAUACAUUUUAUUUUAAUUCUCUAUGGAGUUUAUUGGCUGUAUGCAUGAGGUCGCAGCCACAAGUUGACACAUUAUCUAUGGACGGGCGUUUCGCGCCAUUUUCGCUCUCUCACAGAUAACUAAUCAUAACCUCAAAAUUCGCACCAGAAGGUUCCAUUUAGUUUAAAUUACGCUUAGUUUGUAUUCGUCCUACGCGGCCGCACAUUUGUAAUAAUAAUUUAAGGCGCCGCGAAGGACUCUUGUUUUCCGUUGUGCGGAAUCAUUAGACUGUCUUACAUUAGAUUAAGCGCGUAUGAGUGAUUUAUGAUGUGUUGUAAAUGUUGGCUUUCUAUUAUGCAUGUACUCUGUGUUCAAACUACAUUGGCAUUUAUAUUAAUGAGUUAAUUUCUUUACUUUGUCUGCGUUCCCUUCGAGGAUGCAUUUAAACAGUAGCUACUUUUCAUGAAAUAUUGUAGAAGUAAUAUAGCAUUCACAAGAAGGGACUAUAUUUACAACAUAUAAUUGUAUAUCUGUAAGUAUGUGUAACUGUAUAAAGUAUAGGGUUAAAUAACUGUGUCAUAUUAGUGUAAGUAUACUAUACUACUUACAAUAUAUUCAUAUAUAUUAUUAACUAUACAAUAUUCACGGAAGAACUUUAAUGACAAAUUUAGGUGGAUAUCGAAUCAAUAAAUCCUCAUAACCAUGUAUUAGUUUCACUGUAAAUAUAAAAAAGUUUCUCGCAGUUAAGACAGUGUCGGUAAAGAGAUUGCAUUUACUAUAAUUAUGAUAAAUUGCCCGAUGCUCUUGUAAUGAUUUUGUCAGUGAUUUUUGUUAGUUACUUUUUUAUUGUUAUUAUUAAGAUAUUUAACAUUGUUAAAUGCAAUAUCACACUGAUUACGGUCCGCGAUUAUAUCUAUUGACUUAUUGAAAAUUAUCUUACAUCAUUUACUAUGACUAAAUAAAAUUUUAAAAUAUGAUUUUUGCAUAAAUGUUAUAUUGUGCAAUACUGGAAUUAUAUGGGUACUGUAAUGUAAUGUAGCUUUUCCCGUAAUAGUACGUUUUUAGUUUGUAUCGCUAAAUUUAUAUUGAAGUUGUCGCGCGGUUUAUGUUCAUGAGCAUAUUGUUAUGUUCUCAAAACAGCUGUGACACAGUCGUGCCAAAUUAAAUAGUGGGCAUGAACGAUACAAACCUCUUGUAGAAGGUCUUUAUGUUGAUAGAUUUUAUAGGUUGUUUUUAUUGUUAAGAUGGUAAAGACAAACGGUACUGAGCCGGUUAUUAUUUUUUGUAGGGAGAAAUUUUGUCAAAUUAGAAAACUCAAUUAUUAGGUCUGGACCCAUUUCUUGUGGUCAGUUGGACGAAUAUUAUUUUAAUAAACAAUAUUAAAUUGUA